Molecule: messenger RNA, 321 nt
Organism: Penicillium cataractarum
Lineage: Eukaryota; Fungi; Ascomycota; Eurotiomycetes; Eurotiales; Aspergillaceae
Exons: 2
Coding region: 1-321 (106 amino acids)
Source: RefSeq, a predicted model, not a curated record
AUGGCGUCCGCCCCGUCCUUCCCUUCUCCUGCGCCCUAUAUACACCGCGUGAACUGGGCCGCGGGCUACGCGCGGAAGGACGCCCUGACUAACUUUAAGGAAGGCGGCCCAACGAAUGUCCAACGCCAUCACAAACAUCACCAGACCGGCAUGGCACGCAUCAACCUUGAACUCUCCAAGUCCGCCUCACCCCAAACCUCCCUGAUUCACGGUCGCCUGCUUAGCUUGUUGCGAUAUGGCGGUCCCGAACGUGUUGGUCCAGCCGUGACGCUUCUGAUGAACACUGACGCCCUGCUCCAGGGUGUUCUUCCCAUGCCUUGA